This is a messenger RNA of Rotaria sp. Silwood2, 969 nucleotides long. Lineage: Eukaryota; Metazoa; Rotifera; Eurotatoria; Philodinida; Philodinidae. The record is from the annotation of a GenBank genome assembly.
AUGGAUUCAUUACCAACACUUGAUCCUGUACAUAUUGAUAAGCCAUUGAAAUCAUCAUUUUCAACAGUUUCUCCUAAUUUACCUGAUAUAUUACCAACAACAAUAUCGCAUAAACGUCAACCAAAAAAACGUGUUCGAUUUGCAUUAAAACUAGAUCCUGUCGACGAAGAAUCAGCACCACCAAGUCGAGAAAUUUCAUUCUCAGCAACAUCACAAUUAAAUAAGAGAGUUAUUGAUCCUUGGCGACAACAUCGACCACUUUAUGGAGCUUAUUUUGAAUAUUUAGAAAAACAAGAUAGAUUACCAAAUAUUGAAAAUGAAAUUCGCCAUGUACCACCACCCGUACCACCACCACCACCUGAACCUGGUACGGCACCACCAACAUAUACACAUACAUUUAUUAUACAAAGUAAAUCACCAGAUCUCGUUAUUGAUUCAAUUACAAUAUCGACACCACCACAUAAUUUACCUCGUAUUAUUCAUCGAAACAAAAAACCUGUAGAACAACAAUUGUCAUCAAUCGAUACUUUGUUUAAACAACCACUAAAAAUAUCAACUCCACCACGUAUGACACAUACAAGAAAAGAAACAAAUAUAUCUAAUCAAAAAAAUCAUGAUACAUUAGUAAAUACGGCUUUAAAACGAGUUGAAGUAAAUACACCCUCAACGAAUGGAUUACAACCAAAUAAUAAACUUAUUCGACGAGAUAAUUUAUUUACAUCAAAAUAUAUUAAUGAUCACGUUCAAACUAAAAAAAUAACUGAACCUUCUACAAAAUCAUUAUCAGGUGCAAAUAAUCAAGUAUAUCAUUUUCCUGAACGUCCUAUUUUACCAAAUUAUUCAAGAAACCCAGCAAUGCCAAAUCAUACUCAUCGUACAUAUGAAAAAUCAAAUAUGAAAACAUGCCACUUUUAUGAAAAUCGUGAUAAUGAUUAUCUUUUUCAACCAAUUAUUCAUUCAACUCAUUGA